CCUCGGAGAAAAGGGGCUGAUCACACCACGUCGUGGAACAAUUAAAUAAAUCAGCUCUUGCAUUCUUCCACGUACUUGCGAUAUUGCCAGCACACUGAGAACGCGCUCAUUUCGAGACAUCAUCCAUUUUUCUUCUCUGUAACAACAAACGAGAGAAACGGCGAACCAUGGCUGGAAAAUUUGAUCCUCAAAACGCACAGAAUCUCGUUGAGAUUGAGAAACAAUUCGCUGUAAAGGCUGUCGAACAGGCUCAGACAUAUUGGAAUCUUCUAGCUAAAGUUCAACCGAAAGAAUUGCGUCUUACCAAACUUGAUGAUGAGAUAUUUCAACAUACUAUGGAGGCAUUCCCUGAGCUCGCCAAAGAGCCUUACGAGAAUCUUACGAAGCUAGACGAAGAGUGGAUGAAGAGUGCCGAAGGAAAAGAGAGAUGGAGAAAAUUCAUCAUGUCGUACGAAAAGAAAGUCAAAGACCACAACUUUGGCUCCCUCAUCCGUAUGAAUGCUAGGGAUGAGUAUGCCGAGAAGAACACAAUAUUUGUUACACGGAUUCAGUUCUAUGCCAUUGAGAUAUCAAGGAAUAGACUCGGCCUCAACGACAAGGCUCACGAAAUGGCAAAAGAGGAAGUGGAAAAAGAGAGACUACAGAAAGAGCAAGAGGAUGCAAAGAAGAAAAAGAAGAAAGCCUCUUCAUAACCGCGCAAAGGGACUGAUUCCGAAAAUUGUAGGGUGCUUUGGAUGUGUUUCCACUGUUGAUAUCAUAUCACAAACAAGUAUUGUUAUUGAUUCUCACAUCCAGGAUUCGAUUUG
Molecule: messenger RNA, 806 nt
Organism: Lentinula edodes (shiitake mushroom)
Lineage: Eukaryota; Fungi; Basidiomycota; Agaricomycetes; Agaricales; Omphalotaceae
Product: DUF757-domain-containing protein
Exons: 9
Coding region: 168-692 (174 amino acids)
Cellular component (GO): cytoplasm
Source: RefSeq, a predicted model, not a curated record